Blepharisma stoltei is the source of this 2659-nucleotide messenger RNA. Lineage: Eukaryota; Ciliophora; Heterotrichea; Heterotrichida; Blepharismidae. The record is from the annotation of a GenBank genome assembly.
AUGCGGGCUAGCUGAAUUACCUGGCUUCCAAUGAACACAGAAGUAGAGUACCGAGCAUUCGAGUGCUCAUCCAACCAAACCCUAACUCAUCCAUUAAAUUGGAGCAAAAAAUUCGGUUCAAAAAAUAUAAAGUUGAAUGCAAUAUUUUGUAUUUAAAUUUAAUUUAUGGAGAAUUAAAUUAAAAAAUUUAUCAUUUUAGUGCUUAAAAUGAUAAAUCGUAUUCUAAUUUCACUCCUUCCAUUAAAUUAUAUCAAAACUAUUCACAUAAAAAUCAGUAUUUUUACCUAUAACAUUUUGCUGUAAUUUAAUGGGGUUAAUGCAUCCAAAAAUAGAAUUUUACUAGUACUUUGUUCGAAUUUUAGGGGAGUAAGCACCAGCUGAAAAUCUGCCAAAGGGUAUAGUAGACAAAUCAAUGUAGGAAGGUUCACUGAUCGUUAUUCUAUGAUCCACACUGCUGUAAUGACUCAUCUUCAAUCAGAUUGCAAGUAUGAGUAUCAUGUAGGCUCUGGGCUAUUUUGGAGCGAAACAUUUAAGUUCAAUGGUAGAACUCCCGAAGAUGGCAACACUACUUUGGCUAGUUUUAUUGUGUAUGGAGACUUAGGGACUGGCCCAUAUGCUGAGUAUACAAGAGUCGCACUUAAAGAUGAGCUCAAAAACAACGAAUAUUUGGCUAUGAUACAUUUGGGAGAUUUUGCUUAUGAUAUGGAAGAUAGAGAAGGAAGAGUUGGAGAUUUGUUUAUGAACAACAUAGAGCCUUAUGCUGCAAAUUAUCCUUAUAUGACAACCACAGGCAACCAUGAAAAGUUUAAAAAUCUGACUCACUAUAAAGAUCGGUUUAUAAUGCCUUGGAAUGAAGCCAGUAAAAACUCCAGCUAUUUCUACUCCUUAAAUAUCGGUCCUCUCCAUAUGAUUUUUCUUAACACUUAUGCUUAUUUUAAAGAAAAAUUUAUUAAUGAGGUUUUGACGCAGACAAACUGGCUUAUAGAAGACCUUAAGGAAGCAAAUAAAAACAGAAGCUUAAGACCUUGGAUUGUCAUCUUAGGCCACCACCCGCUUUAUUGUUCCGUGGACUGGCGAAUUCCAACCUACCCUGACUCCCACCCUUUAAAUUGUAACAAAUAAUCCUUUCCAAUUUAUAUUUAAAUUUUUAUCUUAAAUCUUAAAAAAUAUGAAUUGAGUCACUGUUUUAAUUUUAAUUUAUUUUAUAAGAAAGUAAUUAAAAAAUUAAUCGAUUCAGUGUGAAAACUAUUUAAAUAACGUUCUACUUGCAUUUUAUCUAUUAAAUUAGGCCAAAACUCAUUUUUAAAAAUCAGUAUCUUCAUCUUUAAUAUUAUUUUAAAAAUAUACUUUUUAAAUAUUUUUAAACUAAAAAAAUUGACUUCAAUAUUUUGAAUAGUGAUUUAUUUUUUAUGAGUAUCUUAAUCUUUAAUAUACAAUUAAAUGGCGGGGUUGUCAACCCUUUUCUCCCAGACCUGUUUCAAGUUUGGUGACCUUGCUGCGGACUGAAGCCAAACCAAGCAGAAAAUGGAGCCUACGGAUACUUGAAAUUUGUGAAUCAGUUGGAUUUUGCCUUUCUCGUCUGGCAAUGAAGAAUUGUGGCUUCCUCGUGAUAUUUGGGAAAUAAAGCUUUUUACCCUUGAGUUCACUAGUACUUACUACAAAGGCAUAGUUGAUACCGAUACUAGCUAUGGAGUUUAUCAUAACUGGAAUUUAUUCAAUCAAGUAGGAGUCAUCAAGUCCCAAACCUGCAUACUCCAAAGCUCCGAGACAGCAUUAAGAACUAGGCUGAAGUCUAGAGGAGAGCUAGCGAACCUCCUGGGUAUGUCAGAAUUUUCACCAAAGAUAGCAGCUGAAAGAGCCUUCUACGAAGACUCGUCUCCAGUGAGACGUAAAAAGAGGAAAAGCCCUAAUCUAUAAUUAAUGCUAAUGUAAUCUUUAUUUUUUUAAAAUUUUUUUAAAAAAAUAAAAAUUAAAUGGAAUACUUUGAAUUUUAAUUUUAUUUUAUUAAGAAUCAAAUAAAAAAAAUUAAUCUAGUUAUAUAAUGGAAAAUGUAUAAAUAAUGCUCUACUUGUAUGAUUCCUAUUAAAUUAGGUCAAAACUAAUUUUAUAAAAAUUAUUUUUUUAUCAAUAAAAUUUUCUUAUUGAAAAAUAAAUUUUGUUUCAAUUUAAAUGGAGGUUAAAGUAACCAAAAAUGGCAGUUUUUUACCAAAGAUUUUUUCUAAUUUAAAGGGAGGGAGUGAGGAAUGUUGAUUGCCAAAUUGAUGCUCCUAUGCUUCAAUCCCAUCUCGAAGACCUUGCUUAUACAAACGGUGUGGACCUCUUCCUUACAGCGCAUGUUCAUAACUAUGAAAGAGACGCAGCAAUCUACAAAAAUGAAACAAUCCCAAGUGAAUUAGAUACCCAGAACAUGCAUUAUAAUCCAAAUGCCCCCAUAUAUAUAGUCACUGGAAAUGCAGGUAAUAGAAGAGCAAGAAACGACCCAACAAGCAAAACUCCUCAAUUCUGGGCGAGAUAUCUAAGCGAUGACUAUGGCUAUGGCAGAUUCAAAGCUUAUAAUGAAACGCAUAUAUACUAUGAGCAGUACAGCGCUCAGAACAAGAAGACAGUUGACAGCGUCUGGAUCAUAAAGAAUAGGCUUAGUUAUGCCCCUCUUGACUAA